AUGCGUACGUAUCCUAAGUUUUACGUUGGGCGUCUCCGCCCGUACUAUCAGUACGAGCCCGUUUCGAGAGGCGAAGAACACCUCCGCGGUCAAGGGCCAAGACCACCUUCGAGUGGUCCUGUUUCAACGAGCCAGUCUGGUCUACUAGCAAAGCGACCUGCUCACGCAGUUGAGCGAUGUAUUGACGAGCUGCAGCCAGCUCAUCACGAAGAGAACGAGUCGAACGUUCGUUCUCAAGUUGUGCGAACGCAAAAGCGGCACGAUGGUCUGAACGGUCGUGCGUUAAGCAAUUGUAAUUAUCCCUUACAAGAUCCUCAAGCUCACAACGCCGAGUCCGUUCAUGAACCAGACCAUCUUGCAACUGUUCCGUUACACGUUUUAGCUCCUGAACAUCAAGGCGGAUCCGACACUCGAGCCGGAUCAGGUGUUCCCGCCGCCACCACAUCCUUUGGUGGACUCAAGCGGUGGUCAACGCUCUCAGGUGGAGCGUAUUUUGAACCACCGCGGCGUGAAUGGCGUCCGGACGAGUUACCACGUCUGCUGGCGUGGCUAUCCAACGACUUGAGCAUCUGGGGGCCUCACGCCCAGCUUAUUUUUGAUUUUCUAGGUCUCGUCGAUUAA
Peronospora matthiolae is the source of this 621-nucleotide messenger RNA. Lineage: Eukaryota; Oomycota; Peronosporomycetes; Peronosporales; Peronosporaceae. The record is from the annotation of a GenBank genome assembly.